UUGGACUCCACUUUAGAAAUAAUAUAAACACAAAGUUCUUCACGCUCAAUUGCACUGCAAAAUAAAAAAUCACACUCACAAUGUUACGAAUUGCGCAAAGAAAAAGCAGGCAGGUUGCGCGUUCGAUUCUCACCCAAAGUCUCUAUGCCAUUUCGCAAAGUCUCUCCAGUGCUUCGGAAAAUUUGUGGUAUCUCGCUUCCGUUCGACAAAUUCACAAUGCAACGAGAGAUGCAAGUACGACUAGAGAUGCAAUUUAUGUUUACGACACGUCCGGCAAUCCAGGGUUCGAAUCUGAUGCCGUCACUCUGGGAUUGCUCAAUUCUCUGGCUAAGCUUAAGCCAGGCCUUGGAUUAUUUUGUCCGGUUGAUCGCUGUAUGAGACGCGGCUACAAGUCGGAGUUAUUUAAUAAGAUCAUGAUGUUGCAUGGCUGCGAUGUUGCUGUUAAGAAAGGUGUCACUAUGGACCGCGCUUAUCAGCUCUUGGCCGCCGAUAGACAAGAUGAACUUCUUGGUGAAAUUCUCGAAGCAUACAUGACUUUCAGAGAGAAUCAUGAUUUUGUUGUCCUGGAAGGGACGAACUUAAGAGGCUCUGGAGAUGUUGCUUUGAAUCUGAAUGUAGAUAUUGCAUAUACAUUGAAUACUGCUUCACUACUGGUUGCAAAUGCUAAAAGGUCUUUCAAUCUCAAUGACAGAAGUGUUGAAUUGGAAAAAUCUGAUUGGAAACAAACAUUACUUGAUAAUAUCAAAGUCAAUGAGUUAGCUUUUAAACACAACCACGUUGAUGUCAUGGGAGCCCUGGUGUACAACUUACCAGGGCUAACUAUAAAUAACAAUUCUUUACAGAACCUUUUUGAGGAUAGAAGGAUUGCAUGCUUUGGUGCAAUACCUGAGGAUAGUUUUCUGCAAUCUUGUCAGGACCAAAAUUCUAACCCUAUGCUUCCAGUUCGUGCAACUCUGUGUACAUCAACUGAGACAGCAUUAGCCUUGGAGAAUUUAUGCAUUGAAAUUUCAUCAGAUAUGCCUUGUAAAAUUCUACAAGCAUUGACUUUAUUGUCUGACAACAUCAAUUCAAACAUGCUUGAAAAAUCGCUACAGCAGGUUCAAUCCAAACACAUGAACCCAAAGAUAUUUCAAUACAAUAUUUUUGCACAGGCAAAGCAAGAGAGGCAGCAUAUUGUCCUUCCUGAGGGUGAGGAAUCUAGAACUAUUCAAGCAGCAGGAACUCUGUUAAAGAAUAAGCUAUGUAAUCUUACCCUUUUGGGAGAUCCUGAAAAGAUAAAUGAACUUGCUAGUCAAUUUAAAGUUGAUCUUAAAUGUGCUCAUAUCAUCAAUCCAUUAGAAUCACCUUUGAGAGACAAGUAUGCCACAAUGCUGUAUGAAUAUCGCAAGGAGAAGGGUGUCACAAAGGAAAAAGCAUAUGAUCUUGCAAAAGAUGCAACAUAUUUUGGUACAUUAAUAGUUGCUGCUGGAGAUGCAGAUGGCAUGGUUUCAGGUGCUAUACACACAACUGCAGAUACCAUCCGGCCUGCCUUGCAAAUUAUCAAGACAGAACCAGGUUUAAUAGCAUCAAGUGUCAUGUUCAUCUGCUUAAAGGACAAAGUGCAAGUUUUUGCAGACUGUGCAGUUAAUGUUGAACCAACAAGCAAGGAGCUUGCUGCUAUAGCAGUUGCAUCUGCUGAAACAGCAAUGGCAUUUGGCAUCAAACCAUUGGUUGCCAUGUUGUCAUAUGCAACCGGAGACUCCAAUGAUGGUCCCUCGGUACAAAAAGUUAGAGAUGCUAAAAAUAUUGCCCUACAGUUGCAGCCCAAUUUAUGCAUCGAGGGUCCUUUGCAGUAUGAUGCUGCCGUGAAUUUGACAGCAGCAAAAAUAAAGCUUAAAGGACAAGAGAGUACAGUGGCUGGAAAGGCCAAUAUACUUGUUUUCCCAGAACUAAAUGCAGGAAAUAUUGCCUACAAAGCUGUCCAGCAGAGCACUGGAGCAAUAACCAUGGGUCCAUUGCUUCAAGGUUUACGCAAACCAGUCAAUGAUCUAAGCAGGGGAUGCACUGUAGAUGAUAUUAUAUCCACAGUAGUCAUGACAGCUUUGCAAGCUGCUCAUCAGAAAAAGAAGCCAACUUCUAUGAAAUAACGAAAGUUUGAUUCCAAUUCCUAUAUGAAGUGAAUCAAUCUUUACCUGUCUAGAAUUUGUACAUCGUAUAGAUGGAACCUUCUUUUUCAAACAACAGCUGUCAUGAAAAUAUAAUAAUUACAGGGCUAUUCUCUAAAACAGUCAGUAUGGAAGCAUGUCAUGAGAUGAAAAAAUGGUUCCUUGUUACAAGUGCAGGUGUUUUCAAGUGUAUUCCUUCUUAUCACACGAUUAUAACAUAAAGUGGCUAUAAAUAUUCAUAUUUACACAUCUUGGAAUGUUUAGAUUUAUAUAAAUGCAGUCUUUUGUCAGUCA
Molecule: messenger RNA, 2438 nt
Organism: Cryptomeria japonica (Japanese cedar)
Lineage: Eukaryota; Viridiplantae; Streptophyta; Pinopsida; Cupressales; Cupressaceae
Exons: 12
Coding region: 81-2126 (681 amino acids)
Molecular function (GO): acetyltransferase activity
Source: RefSeq, a predicted model, not a curated record